This is a messenger RNA of Dacryopinax primogenitus, 1703 nucleotides long. RefSeq lists its product as uncharacterized. Gene Ontology annotation, molecular function: ubiquitin conjugating enzyme binding; ubiquitin protein ligase activity. The record is from RefSeq and is a predicted model, not a curated record. Gene Ontology annotation, biological process: ubiquitin-dependent protein catabolic process; positive regulation of proteasomal ubiquitin-dependent protein catabolic process; protein polyubiquitination. The transcript has 10 exons. Bases 639 to 1697 code for a protein of 352 amino acids. Gene Ontology annotation, cellular component: ubiquitin ligase complex; cytoplasm. NCBI's taxonomy places the organism in Eukaryota, Fungi, Basidiomycota, Dacrymycetes, Dacrymycetales, Dacrymycetaceae.
CAACUCACAUUCGCACCCAAAAUUACGACGAAGGUCGAUGGUCCUUGAUAAUAGGCGCGCAUCCAGAAGGGAAUUGACAGACGAUGAAUUGCUGGAUCAAGCGAUAGCGCAGUCCCUCGCAUUGCAAGAACAACAGGGAGCAGAGAGACGGCGAGCAGCUGCAGCUCCGCGAGAUCACCCCGAAGCCGAAGGAGCCCUUGUUCUUCAUGAAUAUGAACAGGCUUUAGGAGACGCAACCGGCACACCCGAUGGACAAACACAACUGUAGGGGCAGAAUAUUCUAAUCCAGCGUCCGCUACCAAUUAGCGCUUGUUCUCCGACCAGACGAUGGCUUACCAUCUGCUCCGCCACCCUUGUCCCUUGACAGUAUCAUGUGCGUGGCGAUCUCACGGUACGAACCUUUCGACUUGGACCAGGGUCUAGUUGCAUGUAUGCAAGCAAUGCAUCAAGUGUUUUCGCAGCAACAUACAGGCAUGGGUGGUCUCCAAUUGUGCGGUCAUAUAAUGUAACAGAGCUUUGUUUCGCUGAUCAAGGCUGCCAUCCUCGAAGGGAACAGAACUUUUGAUAUCGUCUUGCAACAGGAACACGAUGUGCGGCUACCCAAUCCCACUGUUGUGGAUCGUGAUGCGGUCGCAACGAUGUUGUCUCAUUUGUACUCCGAUAAUGGAACAGCCAAUGACGGCUCUUCCAGAGCUAUGAUGAUAUCACACGGCGACUGCUACGUUGCCGUGUUUUUACUCACUUCCAACACGCCCAACUCGACCAAGAUCUGGAUAGCUUUUGAUGCACAAGCCGGUUCUCUCCCCGACCUAACACUUUAUGGACUCAGCAUCCCACUCAUGCUCUUUCCCAGUGACGGAGAAGCCAUUGAUUACCUCUGGCAGUUAUUGCGUGGCAUGUCUACGAACGACGUUUCAAUCAGAGGUCACAUCUUCGCCCCGUCUGGAGAGGAAACCCCCCUUGAAUUGGACUACCCAGAGUUUUUUCAAAUAGAGGAGCCGGUAGAACCUGAAGUGCCAGAUCCUACAACAUUCCGCUGUGGGAUUUGUAUGGAAGAUGAACAAGUCACGGACCGUAUCCGCCUGAACUGUGCGCACGAGUUUUGUACCAGCUCGUUGCAAGGGGUUGUCUCUAGUCGCGUGGAGGAAGGUCUGCUGCCCAUCCCUUGCCCUACAUGUUUGGCAGAGGAUACAGAUACGUCAAAUUAUAUGACACGUGACUUCUGCCAGAGAUUGGAUCUUCCUGACCGGGUCGCAGACCCAUGGGAAAGACUCGAGGUAGAAGAAUUCGGUGUGAUGAUAUCAUGCCGCAGGUGCGGAGAAAGCGGGAUGAUCGAUCGCGAGGAAUUUCUUGCAGUCGAUUAUGUCUCCUGUCCGUUUGGAGGUUGCAUAUACCGGUGGUGCCGACACUGCGAUCAGCCAGCAGGCCUAUUCAUUCGUAUAAAACGGGCCGAUGCUGCGGAUAGGUACAGCAGAAUUAGCCAAGCAAUGGAGGAGUUUGGAUGGGAGAUUUGCCCUGGAGGAUGUGGGACGAGAAUCGAGAAAACCGUAGGGUGUUACCACAUGACCUGCCCGGCUCCUGGAUGUCACAGACAUUUUUGUUAUCGGGAUGGCGCGCUGAUCGUUCGUUCGGAAGACCGUAACGCGGCGCUCGAAGCUGUGCGAGCACAUUACCGCAAUUGCCAACAAUUUAAUUAGAUUUAC